Molecule: messenger RNA, 816 nt
Organism: Dujonia railenensis
Lineage: Eukaryota; Fungi; Ascomycota; Pichiomycetes; Serinales; Debaryomycetaceae
Source: the annotation of a GenBank genome assembly
AUGCUUAAAUCUUUUCUUUUUUUAGCCAUUGCUGCUUUAGCAAGAGCUGACCCUGCAGAACUUGGCUUAGAAGAUUUCACAGAAGAUGAAGUUUUCUCUUUGGCCUACGAGGAACCAGCUUUGGCAUCUGAAUUCGAAGCUUUUUGGGGUGUCAAUUGGUCACAGACUAUUGCAGAUGCUUAUGCUAACUCCUACCAAACAGAAUUUUUUGAGUCUGAAUACACCGUUAGCUAUGACGAGCUCUAUACGGGUGGCUCUGACAGCUUUUAUACUGUUGAUUUUGACGAUUGGUGGUAUAAUAGCUAUGACAGUGAUUAUGGUGAGUAUUAUACUGAUGAAGCUGACAACUAUUAUACCAUGGGCAAUGACCCCUAUUAUACUGAUGAGUAUGGAAUCUACUAUAAUACUGAUGAAAAUGGUGACACUGAGACAGUUAACGUAGACCUGUUGUAUAAUGUUGGUUAUUCAUAUGAAACAGGAACAGGCACUGUUCAAACCAGAACUAGAGCCAGUACUCUAGCCACAACAUCCUCGGCAUCUGUUGGUGCGGCCGGAACAAGCAGUAACAGCGUUGCCAUUUCUACAGCUGGCCAACUGACAGAAGCACUUGGAGCAACCCAACAAGCCGCAAAAUCUGACUCGACCGUAACAACUAAAGGAGCUGAUGGUGAUUCCACCACGAAGAAUCCAUCCACUAGUGAUUCCACCUCCGCGGGCCAAUCCAAUGGUGGCUCCAGCGUUGGUAGAGCCAAUGGAGCUAACCUUUAUGUACCUGUUGCCGGAUUGUUCAUAGCUUUAGUUGGUGCAAUUAUCUAA